Messenger RNA from Galeopterus variegatus (Sunda flying lemur), 1597 nucleotides. It is a transcript of the gene ST6GALNAC5, whose product is annotated as ST6 (alpha-N-acetyl-neuraminyl-2,3-beta-galactosyl-1,3)-N-acetylgalactosaminide alpha-2,6-sialyltransferase 5. Bases 8 to 748 code for a protein of 246 amino acids. Gene Ontology annotation, molecular function: alpha-N-acetylgalactosaminide alpha-2,6-sialyltransferase activity. The record is from RefSeq and is a predicted model, not a curated record. NCBI's taxonomy places the organism in Eukaryota, Metazoa, Chordata, Mammalia, Dermoptera, Cynocephalidae. Gene Ontology annotation, biological process: ganglioside biosynthetic process; oligosaccharide metabolic process. The transcript has 3 exons.
CCUGAAAAUGCACUGCAGGGACUGUGCCCUGGUGACCAGCUCAGGGCAUCUUCUGCGCAGUCGACAAGGCCCCCAGAUUGACCAGACAGAGUGUGUCAUCCGCAUGAAUGAUGCCCCCACACGCGGCUACGGGCGGGACGUGGGCAACCGCACCAGCUUGAGGGUCAUCGCGCAUUCCAGCAUCCAGAGGAUCCUCCGCAACCGCCACGACCUGCUCAACGUGAGCCAGGGCACCGUGUUCAUCUUCUGGGGCCCCAGCAGCUACAUGCGGCGGGAUGGCAAGGGUCGGGUCUACAACAACCUGCAGCUGCUGAGCCAGGUGCUGCCUCGGCUGAAGGCCUUCAUGAUCACGCGCCACAAGAUGCUGCAGUUUGAUGAACUCUUCAAGCAGGAGACUGGCAAAGACAGGAAGAUCUCCAACACUUGGCUCAGCACUGGCUGGUUCACAAUGACGAUUGCACUGGAGCUCUGUGACAGGAUCAAUGUUUAUGGCAUGGUACCCCCAGACUUCUGCAGGGAUCCCAAUCACCCUUCAGUACCUUAUCAUUAUUAUGAACCUUUUGGGCCUGAUGAAUGCACAAUGUACCUCUCCCACGAGCGAGGACGCAAAGGCAGUCAUCACCGCUUUAUCACAGAGAAACGAGUCUUUAAGAACUGGGCACGGACAUUCAAUAUUCACUUUUUUCAACCAGACUGGAAACCAGAAUCAGUUGCUAUAAAUCAUCCUGAAAAUAAACCUGUGUUCUGAGGAGUGAGACUAUAAUCCCAAGUACCUACUAUGUCAGACCCUGGGGCGCUGAACUUCCUGAGCCACCAGACAGGAAAGAGGAACAGAAAACAGCUUCACUCCUCAAGAGGUACCAUGGACAGAUGCCUACCAGGCAUGCUAGGAAGCAGUGCAGUUGGUUUGUAAGAAAAAAUUCCAGAAUAAAUACAUCCUAAUGAGUGUUGUCCCUUUCAAAGGUGUUACCUUAGGAGCUGAACACUCAUUUCAGAGAUGCUUCCAUGGCCAAAAACAUUCUGGAUCUCUUUAAGCAUUGCCUUCAAAAUGUAAACAUGAGCAACUCAACAGUAUUAGUUGCUUUCCUUUAUAGAAAUACCAUGUCAAAGACAUUUUUCUAUCAAGUUGUAUCCUAACCUGAUCUAUAACCUUUGUCCUCUGUUAGACUCUAUGUGUGAUUUGUAAAAAAGCAGCGUGAAAGUAUAGACAUGAUUUCUGAAGAGCACAUCUCCACUGACUUUCAUAAAGCAAAUGUCCAAUAUUUAUUUAUUGAAAGUUUUUUAGUGUACUCUAGGCCAGUAUUUUUAUAGAUUAUGAUUAUGUGGUAAUUUGUCCUUCCUAACUCUUUAAUCCUGAAUGAUGGGUGAAAAAGGCCCAGACUAGGGUUAAUGCGUUACUCUAUGUUCACAGUGCUCAUUGUUGGCAUGCAAUUGGUAUUAGACUUGGAAAUGUUGUGUUGCAUUUUUUGAACCUGUAGGCUUCAGGAAAAUGGCUUUUUCUCAGCAGGAAUAGCUAUGACAUUUUCCAAUGUGUAGAAAUGCUCCAAAGGGACAAAAUUGAGAACCAAAAACUGUGUUAUUAAAACAAAAAAUGCUA